AUGAAGCACUUAACUUUGCUGGCAUUAGCUAUCACUUUAAUUGCGGCAGUUUUUGCUGCAAAAUCUCCUUACCAGUCAGUUCUUCAGCAUAGCAGAAUAAGAGGACGACCACAUGGCCCCAAUGUCUGCGCUAUGCAGAUGAUCCAAGGUACUGACAAGAAGUACUUCACCAACUGCAAGCAAUGGUAUCACCGCAAAAUAUGCGGUCGACCAACAGUUGUCAGCUAUGAGUGCUGCCCAGGCUAUGAAAAGGUUGUUGGAGAGAAGGGCUGUCCAGCAGCUCUGCCCUUGGUUAACAUCUAUAACACUUUGGGUGUGGUCGGAGCCACUACCACUAAGAUGUACUCUGAGCGGGCUAACCUUCAGGAGGAGAUUGAAGGCCCUGGCAGCUUCACCUUUUUUGCUCCCAGUAAUGAGGCUUGGGCUGCCCUUCCCACGGAAAUCCUGGAUGCCCUGGUGAGCAACGUGAACAUUGAACUUCUCAACGCAUUGCAUUACCACAUGGUCAACAGACGCCUGACCUCCGAUGACCUCAAGCACGGUUCCUCUUACCCCUCCAUGUACCAAGACUUUGACGUCCAUAUUCACCAUUACCCCAACGGGAUUGUAACUGUAAACUGUGCCCGCCUUGUCAAGACGGACCAGCACGCUACCAAUGGAAUUGUACAUGUUGUUGACAGAGUCAUCACGGCCAUCACCAACACCGUCCACAACUUCAUCGACACCGACGAUGAUCUGGAUACUCUGCGUACUGCCAUCGCAGCUGCUGGACUAACCAACCUUCUGGAGAGUGAAGGUUCUUACACGAUCUUUGCGCCAACCAAUGAGGCCUUUGAGAAGAUCCCCCCAGACACUCUGAACAGGAUCUUGGGAGAUCCCGUUGCUCUUAAAGAUCUGCUGAACUACCAUAUCCUGAAGAACAUGCACUGCUCCGAGUCCAUUGUGUCUGGCACUCCACUGGAGACUUUGCAAGGCACUGUGCUGGAGGUGGGUUGUGAAGGAGAUGAGAUGACUCUCAAUGGUAAAGCCAUCAUUAAAUCCAAAGACCAGCUUGGGACCAAUGGAGUCAUUCACUACAUUAAUGAGGUUCUCAUCCCAGACUCAGCUAAGACCCUUCUGGAGCUCGCUGAGGGAUCUGCUCUGACGACAGCAACAAAACUCUUUACCGAGGCUGGUCUUUCUGCUCACCUUUCUGGUUCGGAGGCUGUCACUCUCUUGGCUCCCCAGAAUGAAGCUUUUAAAGAUGGCGUCCCAGUCAUGACAGCUGACCUGAAGGAUCUGCUGAAGAAUCACAUUCUUAAGGAAAAACUUUCCUCCAAGAGCCUUUACCAUGGUCAAGAGCUGGAGACCUUUGGUGGUUUGAAGCUCAGAGUUUUUGUGUACAGAAAUAACCUGUGCAUUGAGAACGCUUGCAUUGCUGCCCAUGACAAGACUGGCCGUUUCGCAACCAUGUUCACUAUUGAUAAAGUGUUGAGUCCUCCAAUGGGUACGGUAAUGGAUGUUCUGAAGGCAGACUAUCGUUUCAGCACGUUGGUGGGGGCUAUUCAGACAGCCGGAAUGACGGAGCUGUUGAAUAAGCAAGGGGCCUACACCAUCUUCGCGCCUACCAACGAAGCCUUCAGCGCCAUGCCUGCAGCCGAACGCAGCAGACUCAUGAGAGACCCCCAGCAGCUGGCCGGUGUCCUGAAGUAUCACAUCGGCGAGGAGUUCCUGGUCAGCGGAGGAGUGACCUCACAUACCAGAGUCAAGACUCUCCAGGGAGACAAGCUGGAGCUGGGUAUGCGUAACUACACCAUGUACAUCAACAGGGUCCCAGCAAUCGAGGCAGAUCUGAUGGCUACUAAUGGAGUUGUCCAUGCUGUUGGCUCAAUUAUACAGCCGCUACCUCCCAAGACCGUGAGCGACCAACCUGAAGGUGGGGUGAGGCGCAUGUCUGCUAUGAGGGCCAGCCCUCAGGUUAUGAAAAACGAGGAACUCUUUGAGAAAGUCUUGAGAAGUCGGUCAAGCAGGACAGUGAAACGUCUCCAAUAAACUGUGGUGAAAGAGGAAAGCACCAAAAGUCAAUCUCCGAGGUUGGAUGGCAAAUGUUAAUGUUUCUGAAGUGUAUUCACACAGAGGGAAUUCGUCGGUGUCUAAAAUUAAAGCAAAGUUCCAAAGAAAUAAAUAACAGAUAAGGAUGGGUAAAAUAAAUAUUUUAACAAUUAAAGACUGUAUGAUU
Chanos chanos (milkfish) is the source of this 2218-nucleotide messenger RNA. RefSeq names its product transforming growth factor, beta-induced (gene tgfbi). Lineage: Eukaryota; Metazoa; Chordata; Actinopteri; Gonorynchiformes; Chanidae. Gene Ontology annotation, molecular function: cell adhesion molecule binding. The transcript is spliced from 17 exons. Gene Ontology annotation, cellular component: extracellular matrix. The record is from RefSeq and is a predicted model, not a curated record. Bases 1 to 2031 code for a protein of 676 amino acids. Gene Ontology annotation, biological process: cell adhesion; extracellular matrix organization.